Molecule: messenger RNA, 1281 nt
Organism: Penicillium alfredii
Lineage: Eukaryota; Fungi; Ascomycota; Eurotiomycetes; Eurotiales; Aspergillaceae
Product: peroxisomal membrane protein PEX14
Exons: 1
Coding region: 1-1281 (426 amino acids)
Biological process (GO): protein import into peroxisome matrix, docking
Cellular component (GO): peroxisomal membrane; peroxisomal importomer complex
Molecular function (GO): signaling receptor binding
Source: RefSeq, a predicted model, not a curated record
AUGUCAGAUUCAACAAAACCACCCUCUAUUUCCUCGUGGCAACGGCCAGGCAAUGCGCCUGAUUCAGGCCCAUCCUCGUCAUCCUCACCGUCGCCGAGCUCCGACGCUGCGCCCGCCAUCGCAUCCGCAUCCACACGACCAGACCUGCUAGACCAAGCAUCCCGGUUCCUGGAAGAUGAAUCAAUCCGUUAUGCACCCACUGAUCGCAAGAUCUCGUUUCUCGAAUCCAAAGGCCUGAACUCUGUCGAGAUUCAACAGCUCCUCGGUGUGUCCCGAAACGUCGAGGCGAGCAGCGAUAGCGGGGACGCUGCCGAGAGCAAGACACGGGAAGAAGCAACACAGUCGUCCCCCGAUCAGGCCCAAUCUUCUUCCUCUCCCUCUUCCUCUUCCUCUCUGACAUCUGCACCCGCGCCCUCCGACGCAAUGUCGCCCUCGCCCUCUGCGGCCACACCCGCCUCGAUUCCGCGCGACGUGCCCCCGAUCAUCACCUACCCGGAAUUCCUAUACGAGCAGUCCAAACCACCGCCACUAGUCACGAUGCGCAGUGUACUCUACACGCUCUACGGUGCCGCGGGUCUCGGCGCCACCGCGUAUAGCACGAGCGAAUAUCUAGUAAAACCCAUGCUGGCAACCCUCUCGAGCGCGCGCCAUGACCUGGCCACUACCGCCCAAGAGAACCUGCAGAAGCUCAACGAGAAGCUCGAGCAGAAUGUCUCGGUGAUCCCGGCGCAUCUCACAGCCCGCAAAUCGCGUACCGCCUCUGAAGAGGAAGAAGCCGACGAAGACACCGACUCCGUCACCUCCGAUCCCACAGAGCUCUUCCACCGCGACGUCGCCACACAAACCAGCCCAGACUUCCCGCCGGCUUCAAAGUCCUCGAAUUCUCCAAAUGCAGUGCCUUCACCAAGUACGGCGGUCACUACCCACCUUACCAGGCUCGAGUCUAUCCAGAACCAACUCCGAGAUCUCGCCGACACCGAGAAAGACGCCAGCGCCCUGGAUGACUCGAUGCGCUCUCAUCUCUCCGAGCUCCACCACUACUGUGAUGGGUUGAUCUACAGCGCGCCCAACUAUAGUACACCCGGCGCUUCGUACGGGGUCUACGGCGGAAACAUGUCAGGAUUCGAUAGUGGCGCUGCCGGUGUGCGCAAGACAGAAGACGAGGCCAUUGCAAGCUUCCGGGCUGAUAUUCGUGGUGUGAAGGGUGCGUUACUGAGUGCGCGCAACUUUCCGUCCAGUCGGGGUGGGAGACUCGGUAGUAUUCCUGCUGUAGGAAGGUGA